AUGGCACCAGCUAUUCACUCGGAUCAGAGCUACGGCCACGAGGUCUCCGUCGCGACCCCUCACAAAACUCCCGUCAAGGGCAACAAGCCCUACAAUCCGCAAUGGGGCUUCUCCACCCAGCAGCUGCACGCUGGUCAGAGGCGGGGCGAUCCGACGACCAAUGCCAAGGCAGUUCCCAUCUACCUCACCUCCAGCUUCAUCUUUGACACGCAAGCUUCCGGCGCUGACCUGUUCGACAUUGGCAAAUCCGGAGGCGCGGGGUCCAACAUCUACUCACGGAUUGGCAACCCGACUUGCGAAGUAUUUGAAGAGAGGAUCGCCAUGCUGGAAGGUGGUUCAGCGGCCGUUUCGACAUCGAGCGGCCAGUCGGCGCAAUUUAUGGCGAUUUCGACGAUUUGCGAGUCGGGCGACAACAUCGUCACUACGCCAUACCUAUACGGUGGUACGCACAAUCAGCUCAAGGUGCGUAGUAGCGAGCCGUCGCGCGGAGACGGGCGCUGAAAACUUUUUUUUCUUUUUUUUUUCUUUUUUUUGCCCUCAGGUGCUGCUGUCACGCUUUGGCAUCGAGGCGCGCUUUGCAGCAUCGGACAAGCCUGCGGAUCUGGAGAAGCUGAUCGACGAAAAGACCAAGGCAGUGUACAUCGAAUCCAUCUCUAACCCUCGAUGGAACGUUCCCGAUAUUCCAGCGAUUGCGCGACUGGCAAAGAGCUACGGCAUCGUCACCAUAUGCGACAAUACGUUUGGAGCUGGAGGCUAUCUGUGCAAGCCCAUCGAUUUGGGCGUCGAUAUUGUCGUCGAGAGCGCGACCAAGUGGAUUGGCGGGCACGGUACCGUCAUUGCUGGUGUCGUCAUCGAUGGAGGUCGCUUCGACUGGGGAGCCAGCAAGAGAUAUCCGUCCAUGACGGAGCCGUUGGAGGGUACGCACGGAGGUGGAAACUGGCUGGGCGCAUCGCUCAUCGGCAAACGCUUCUGGGAAGUCUUUGGCAACAAGAGCUUUGCGAUGCGUCUCCGAUUCGAGAUCUUGAAAGACAUGGGAGCGUGCCUGUCGCCAUUCAACGCUUUCAUGUGCUUGCAAGGUCUCGAGACCCUCUCUUUGCGGGUGCAGCGAACCGUCGAUAACGCGCUGGCUUUGGCGCAGUGGUUGGAAUCCCAUCCAAAGUGCGCCUGGGUAUCCUACCCGGGCUUGCAGUCGCACGAAUCGCACGAGAGGGCCAAGGAGUUGCUGCACAAUGGAUUUGGAGGGGUGUUGUCGCUGGGCGUACGCGGAGACGGAGGCAAAUUUACAGAAGCUCUGCAGUUGGCUUCGCACCUGGCAAACGUGGGCGAUGCGCGGACAUUGGUGAUUCAUCCAGCCAGCACCACGCACGCAGCCCUAGGCGACGAGGAACUCCAGGUGGCGGGCAUCGGCAAGGACAUGCUGCGUGUCAGCGUCGGCAUCGAAGAUUUGCGGGAUAUCGUGGAUGAUUUUCGGUGCGCCUUUGAAGCCAUCUAG
Ceraceosorus bombacis is the source of this 1492-nucleotide messenger RNA. The record is from the annotation of a GenBank genome assembly. NCBI's taxonomy places the organism in Eukaryota, Fungi, Basidiomycota, Exobasidiomycetes, Ceraceosorales, Ceraceosoraceae.